This is a messenger RNA of Syzygium oleosum, 3530 nucleotides long. Its product is annotated as putative pentatricopeptide repeat-containing protein At3g47840. The record is from RefSeq and is a predicted model, not a curated record. The transcript is spliced from 2 exons. The coding region runs from base 145 to 2331 and encodes 728 amino acids. Gene Ontology annotation, biological process: RNA modification. Lineage: Eukaryota; Viridiplantae; Streptophyta; Magnoliopsida; Myrtales; Myrtaceae. Gene Ontology annotation, molecular function: RNA binding; protein binding.
GACCACCCGUUUGACGGGUCUAUUUGUCGGUCACGUUACGUCUUGUCACUGUUUUCUGGAUUCCAUACAAGAGCUCCAUGGCUUGAUCAACAUAGGUCGCACCACUUGCGACUUCAAUCUUAGGACCCAGUAAAACGUAAGGGAAUGAAAAACUUCCGACUCGAUGGGGUCACGUGGCUGUGCCUGUAUAGGACGAUGAUGAGCUCGCUAGGCAGGCCUCGCGUUUGGAGGAUGUUUUCGAGCUCGAGCAUGCCAUGCGCUGAUCACGGACGUGUCCUGUUCCAAGGGACGAUGCCGGAUCACUUUGCCACUGCUGAGUCCGAUGUGGCGGGUCGUCCGAGCAUGCCCGAGGUUAACUCGCGAUUGAAGGAGCUGGUGAAACUCGGUCAGUUGAGCGAUGCUCGCAGGAUGUUCGACGAUAUGCCUCGCCGGGACGAGAUUUCGUGGACCACGAUGAUUUCCGGAUAUGUCGCUGCCAUAAAAGCCGGCGAGGCUCUGGGCUUGUUCUUGACUAUGUGGGUUGCGCCGGGGCUCAAGAUGGACCCUUUCAUCCUCAGUCUCGCGCUCAAGGCCUGUGGACUCGCCGUGAAUCUGAAACUUGGCGAGUCAUUACAUGGGUAUGCUGUGAAAUCGGGACUAAAGAACUCCGUUUUUGUGGGUAGUACCCUUUUGGACAUGUAUACUAAAACGGGCAGAACCGAGCUAGGUUGUUGGGUCUUCGAUGAGAUGCCGCUGAGAAAUGUCGUUUCUUGGACCGCCAUCAUCACCGGACUAGUUCGUAGUGGUAAUUGUAGGGAGGGGUUGUCGUACUUCUCCAAAAUGUGGAGAUCGAAGGUGCAAUGUGAUACAUAUACAUUUGCCAUUGCGCUGAAGGCAUGUGCUGAUUUGGGUGCUUUGGACCAGGGGAGGGAGAUACACACUCACACUGUAAAGAAAGGAUUCGAUGAAACCUCAUUUGUUGCCAAUACCCUCGCGACAAUGUAUAACAAGUGUGGAAAGUUGGAUUAUGGAUUGCGAUUGUUUGAAAGGAUGCCAACGCGAGAUGUGGUUUCUUGGACCACAAUAAUUACUACAUACAUUCAGAUGCGUCAGGAGGAAUCUGCCAUCAGAGCUUUUCUAAAGAUGCGAGAAUCAGAUGCUAGCCCUAAUGCAUACACAUUUGCUGCAGUUAUAUCUGGUUGUGCCAAUCUCACCAAAAUUGACUGGGGCGAACAAUUGCAUGCCCAUGUUCUAUGCAUAGGUCUUUUCAGUUCUCUUUCUGUGGCAAACUCCGUUAUGACAAUGUACUCCAAGUGUGGACAGUUGACUUCGGCUUCAAUUGUUUUUAAUGAAAUGACAAUGAGGGAUGUGGUUUCAUGGAGCACAUUGAUCGCGGGGUAUUCAAAUGGAGGAUGCGGUGAGGAUGCUUUUGAGCUUCUAUCACUAAUGAGAAGAGAAGGACCAAAGCCAACUGAGUUUGCUCUUGCUAGCAUCCUGAGUGUGUGUGGAAAUAUGGCUAUCCUUGAUUCAGGAAAGCAGCUGCAUGCUCAUGUCCUGCUGAUUGGUUUAGAACAUACGUCUAUGAUACAAAGUGCUCUAAUUAACAUGUAUGGCAAAUGCGGGAGUGUAAAAGAAGCAUCACGAAUCUUUGAUGUGGCAACAAACAAUGAUGUCGUGUCUUGGACGGCAAUGAUAAAUGGAUAUGCUGAACAUGGAUACAGCCAUGAAGCAAUUGAUUUAUUUGAGAAACUGCCUGCAGUGGGCUUGAGACCGGACCCUAUCAGCUACAUUGGUGUUCUUACGGCCUGUAGCCAUGCCGGGCUGGUUGAUCUUGCAUUUCGUUAUUUUGAUACAAUGAGCGUGAAGCACCAGAUCAUUCCUACAAAGGAACACUAUGGCUGCAUGAUUGAUCUCCUUUGUCGUGCUGGUCGCCUAAUUGAGGCAGAGAACAUUAUCAAAAUCAUGCCAUUCAAACGGGAUGAUGUUGUUUGGUCAACUUUGUUGAGAGCAUGCAGAGUCCAUGGUGAUGUUGACCGUGGAAGGUGCGCUGCUGAGCACAUUCUUGAGAUCGAUCCACAUUGUGCUGGAACUCACAUUACGCUGGCUAACAUAUAUUCUGCCCAAGGGAGAUGGAGGGAAGCGGCAGAUAUAAGGAAGACGAUGAAGUCUAAGGGAGUAAUUAAGGAGCCUGGAUGGUCCUGGAUCAAGGUGAAAGAUCGUGUAUCUACAUUUGUAGCUGGUGACAGGACUCAUCUAGAAUGUGAAGAAAUAUACAAUAAUUUGGAUUUCUUGAGUCUGGGUGAAAUUGAUGUCAAUGAUGUGGAUAUAUUUCUGGAUGAUGUUGGAGAUUGAGGAAGCAAUGCUUGAUCUUUCAUUACAGUUGAGGUCAGCUCUAUUAAUUUUGACUGGCUAGAUCUUGUGACGACACAGAUAUGUGGGGAAACCAUUGCUGGUCAUGAGCAACAACUGACAACGGCGUGGAAUAUGCUAGUUGUCCUUUGUGAAAGAAUCAUUUUGGAGCCUAUCUCAAAGUUCGAAGCAGUAUGAGGUCAUCAAAUCGUCCACUACUCAAAAGUCUCCUAAGCAUACUGCAGGGCUUUUGGUUUUCGGGAGGGGAUUGCUCUCUCAAAGAUCUCAUUUACAAAGUGAACAACUAUGCAACGUUCUGAAUUUUUUUGGGAGAAACUAGUCUUGAGGAUGCGGCUUCCUUCAUGAAUGAUGUUGAGGACUUAAACGGAGCAUCCUUUCACUGUUCCAUUUUGAUGGGCUCUUUACCAGUAUUUUUAGUUACCAGAGUUGGCAGCAGAAAAGGCGCGACAGGAAAAGCUGAUUUUGCCCAAUAUGUCUAAAGCAACAGGUAUGUGGAGGUUGCAUUUUGCUUGGUUGCCUUGUUGCUGGAAGAAUGGAUGAUUUACGAAUUGAUGCAUGAUAUGACGUUUACACUGCAUGGUUCCAAUCAAAUUGCAGCUUGAAAAAUCCGUUGGUUACUCCAGGUAGACAGUUUUCCCAUCUUCUCCCGUACUGGCUUAAUAGACUUGGUGUCAAAUUCUCCAUACAUAUGCUUUCUGUUUGUAGCAGUAGAAAUAUGGAUAAAUUCACCUUCAUAAAGUAAAGACAGUUCCUUUAUAGUCUUUAACCAUAGUCAAGCUCAACUGCAUUUGCUAAUUAUAAAUACUAUCAUUCUUUCCUCUUCUCUGCUUUACAAUUCUCGAGCAUUUAGUAAUUACAUUCUUCAGGAGGAAUUUAAACAAUGAAGCAUUUUGAAUUGCCUCUUCUCUAGCUAUUUUCAUAUGCCAAGCUCGAUUAUUUGUCCAGGUAGAAGCAGGUGAUGGUUUUGGGGAACCAGAGGAAUACAUUUUAUGCUGAGUGGAACCGCUGCUUAUGCCAGUGGCUUCAAUACCUAUUGGUUGAUGUACACAGCUUCUGACCCUUCAGAUGUAUAAAAAUGCAGCUGCAUUCGUGAAGCUUCAAGCCAUGGCCUCACUGUUGCAAGAACAUGGGCUUUCACUGAUGGUGGUUACAGACCUUUACAACACUCUUCCGGUUCCUAA